Trichoplusia ni (cabbage looper) is the source of this 1897-nucleotide messenger RNA. RefSeq names its product thrombospondin type-1 domain-containing protein 4-like. Gene Ontology annotation, biological process: extracellular matrix organization. Gene Ontology annotation, cellular component: extracellular matrix. Gene Ontology annotation, molecular function: metalloendopeptidase activity. The transcript is spliced from 7 exons. NCBI's taxonomy places the organism in Eukaryota, Metazoa, Arthropoda, Insecta, Lepidoptera, Noctuidae. The coding region runs from base 1226 to 1852 and encodes 208 amino acids. The record is from RefSeq and is a predicted model, not a curated record.
UAACAAUUUAUUAAAACUUCGCCUUAAACGCUAGAAUGCAGUUGACGAAAUGAAUGCAUGUGAUAUGAUAUGAAGGUAUCGCAAGCUCAUUAGCCAGACCAACGAAUUACAUACAUAUGUUACGUAAUUUUGAUUAAAAAAGACGCGUGAAAUACGAACCACAGCCAUAACGUACUUUUCAUUAAUUACUCACAAAAAUUAAGAUAAUACUCAGUCACUUUACUAAAAAGUGUUACUUAUGAGACACUAAGAUUUUUAUUCUAAAGAUAACAUUAAAACCUGCGCAUGAGUGCGUCGUAUCAUAAACUAGGCGAGUUAAAGUAACUUCCUAUUCAUAGUUCGUACGUAUCUUCAGUUCAGUUAGCAACCGCAAGAAUUUGCCUCGGCUAGGUAUAUACACAAAACAACAAUACUCGAUUGAUACCGACAUUAAUGCCCGCUUAACAAUUGAAUGAUAAACGACAUUAUUGCAAUGCGAAUAACCAAAGAUUGAUUCUCGAUUCGGUCCACGAACCCGUUUUUAUUGGCAAUCAAAUUUUUGUCUAUUAUUCCAGAACAAAUAUGCGUCACGUACCUAAACUAUACUUGAUAAUAUUUAAUUUGGAGUUAACUAUCAAUUAGCAUAUUCUUUCGUUCGCAUUCCGAUGUGAUCAUAAAAAUAUAGGUGCGUAAUCAGCGCGUAAAUUAAUUCCCGCUUGUUAAUAGUUUGUCAGGCGUCGGCAAGGGCCAGGAAUGAUUUCCUUGUGUUAUGACGAAGUACUCACCAUCCAUACCACUUUGGAUGUUACGGAUGCGUUCCGUGUCCAGUCUGCUAAAAGCAACUCGCACGCACGUACAUCGGGCGACGCGUGUACAGCGGGAUCCCGCCCUUAAACACGCUGGAUUUUUCUACUCAUAAAACCUUUAUUUACGUUAAAAAUAUUAUAUGAUAGUUCGAUAUAUUUUAAAGUGAAUUGUUUUAAUUUUUCUGUUGAAAGUAGGCGUUAAAAUUCGGCAUCCAUAUUAGAAUAGGAAAAUGCGAGGAAACAUGAACGAGGAUCUUCCAUCGCUAUGGCAUCGAACAAUUGUGGAGUGACGUGACGCAAACAGAUGUUCGAUCCCGAAUAUUUUGAGACCCAUAAAGUCCACCCAUAUUAAGAAGAAAACCAUUUAGUUUUCGUUACUCAAUAAAAUGUGCCAAGACAAGUAUAACUUACGUCAUAAAAAUUCACAGUGAAGUCGUAAAAUGGAGAAGACAGGACAUUUUCUUAGUAAAAAGUUAAUAUGGGCCUCAGUAAUAGUUCAAAUUGCAAUGUUAUCCUCGGCUACAAACUUGACCACGACCGAACUACCACAGGUGCCAGAACCACUAGAAGUUGACAAUGAAGUGGAGGUCGAAGGCGAGGGGUUCGCGUGGAGCGCCUGGGGCAGCUGGAGUGCGUGCUCGCGGACCUGCGGCGGUGGAGUCUCCGUGCAGGAGCGACAGUGUCUGCCCAGAACUCGGAACAUAUCAGACAACAGUAUUGUUCAGAAGCCGGUGAUCUCGGUGCGGGUGACGCGGCAGACUCACGAGCCGGACUGCGCGGGAGUCGACAAGAGAUACCACGAGUGCAAUAAUGCUCCCUGUCCAGAUGGUUUGAUAAACAGUCGAGCUGAACAAUGUGCGGCGUUCGAUAGAAGACCAUUUAGAGGAAGGUUUUAUACAUGGGUACCGUACAUAGACGGUAAUGCGCCAUGCACGUUGAACUGCCGUCCUCUAGGGCAGCAGUUCUACGCAUCUCUCGCAUUCGUCGCGGACGGUACACCCUGCACGAGGCAAGGCUUCCGCGCUAUCUGUAUCCAGGGGACCUGCAAGGUAAGUUUAUAUAUGUAACUGAUAACAGAAUAGAUAUCACAAUAGAUUAAAGAUAGGACAUAG